Molecule: messenger RNA, 2325 nt
Organism: Saccostrea echinata
Lineage: Eukaryota; Metazoa; Mollusca; Bivalvia; Ostreida; Ostreidae
Exons: 5
Coding region: 9-2111 (700 amino acids)
Source: RefSeq, a predicted model, not a curated record
AUAGAAAUAUGGAAGGAACAAAAAGAGACAACAUUGCAAGAAUUUCAUUUGUGGAUGGCAAGAAAUUGUCAGCCUCCGAGUGCAAUAAACAGGCCUUAAGUCAAACCUUUAGUGUCGACCUUGUAGAAGCGGCCCUGGCACAAAUAGAGUUUUUGUCUUCUGUAAACAAAUACCCGGCAUUAUCCUCUGUCAAACACAUCCAAAAUACCAGAAGAAGAUAUGAACAAUUGUGGCUUCCUCUAGCUGCUGAGCAUGCGCAGGAGCGUUUGACAGCACCUCUAGAUAUUGAAUGGCUUUGGCACUGUCAUUUAUUGUGUCCUGUUACUUAUGAGAAAGAUUGUGAGACAUUAUUUGGAGCCACCAUCAACCAUCGCUUGGUUCGUAACCAUGACAGAGAGUAUGUACUGAAGCGUUCAAAACAAUUAUGGAAUGAAAAGUAUAAGAACGAGCCUUUUGAAGUUGACCUAACUAUGGAGAAAAUGCUAGAUGCUUCCUCUGGGAUAGAGUUCAAAUCUAGUAUCUCUUACGAUUUAGAGGCAGCAAUAUCUCGUCAGAGUUGUUUUUAUUACAAUGUUUCUCUGCCUCACUAUCGCGACAGGAAAUUCCUAACAUUGUCUGUCCAGAGAUACCAGAAAUUUCUUUUCCUUCGCAAAAAUUCCUACAAACUCUUUAUUGUACCCUGUUACGAUCAGGAUUUGAUUUGGCACACACACCAGUUACAUCCCUUAGCCUACAAAGAUGAUACAACCCGCCUCUUGGGUAAAGUUUUAGUUCACGACGAUACCACCGUAGAUAGGUCCCCAGAUUCCAAGCUAACUUUAUCUACAAUCGACACAAGACGCCUGUGGCGAGAAAUGUAUCAAGAAGACUUUAAUACGCCAGGGGCCAUGUAUCGUGGUCCAUCACCAGAAGAACUAUACUCUCCUAUAUGUGCUGUAGAUGAUCGAACACAUUCCAGACUCGGACUACAAUUAAAAUUAGAGUCAAUAUCUAUUGAUAGAAUUCCAGAUGGCGAAUAUGGCCUCGAUUUCACUUUACAAAUAUUUUUAGCAGAAGAUCAAAAUAAAACUCGAAAACCAACAUUUGAACUUUUUGGACCAACCAUGGUAUGGACUGCGAAUGAACUUUUUUCAUGUAGCUUACAUUCCCAGCGAUGGCUAAUUUUCCAUCUUAAAGUACGAAAAGGUACUAUUUUCUCCCGUGAAGUAAUAGUAGGCAAAGGUAAAAUUGACCUACAUCUUUUGUUAGAUCGCUCAAGUGUUCAUUGCUUCCAAGAAGCAGUUUCUUUAGAGGGGGAGGAUAAAAACCUUGCCUACGUCUCUGGGUGCAUCACAGAACUUUACCCGGAUAUGUAUUACUCCUUCAAAACUGGAAAGCUCUCCGUGUGUGUUGUUCCUCACGAUAUAGACAGAGUGUUUCCGAUAGAAUCAACAAAACUAGAACCUAAAGAGUGCGGGGCUGGCUAUGUUGCCCAACACAGAUUUAUAAGCGAGAACGCUGUUGGCGAUAUUGAAUGUAGAUUCGUGUACAGCCCUCAUCGAUCCGAAGCGGACAUACAGUUCAUACAGAACGGAAAAAUUGUGUGCUCAGCAAAGACUGUGGACUCGAUCCAUUUACCGCUCUCAUACCAAGUCUCCAAUCCGAACUGGUACGCAACUUUGGAUCCACGACUCGGAGAGCGGGCUGUGUUGAUCAGAGAAACUUCAGGUGACUGGGCAGUGUUGACGGGACGAUGGAUCAGUUCACAAGACAAGAAAGAAGGCUAUCUUUCUGUGAAAUUACACAAGUUAGUUGAUAAAUCUAUCCAGUAUAUUAAUGUUCGAGUCCCUAAUUCUGAGGAGGAACAUUUUUGUAUCCACGUAGACAACAAUGUAUUUGACAUGGAAGGCUCCGACUUCUGCCUACGCUGUAGGUUUGACGAAUCAUUACAAUACUUAGCCACUGGCUUAUCAAUAUUCCUACUCCUUGUGCUUUGUAUGCCCAGACCAACAGACAAAACCAAGACGGAAGCGGAAGUAAAUGAGUUAAGUCACGUGGUUGGUUCGAAAUUCCUCGUCGGUUGUGGGUUCCACGUGAUCACGUCUUCAAACAAUUCCACGAAAGAAAAAUGAAAGGUGUAGGCGUUCACCAUAUCAAUAAAGCUACAUAGUAAUGUCAGCAGCUUUCAUUUUCACAAUUUGUUUUUGCCAUAUUAUGAAGAUCUGCACUCAUGCAUGUACACGUACUUAGAGGAUUGUUUGUUCAACCUUACGGAAACGUUUCAUAACCAGCCGAUGAAACCAGUUCUUAUUUUUAAAAAAAUGAAUAAAUUAGUGGUUGGUUUUA